Lactuca saligna is the source of this 747-nucleotide messenger RNA. The record is from the annotation of a GenBank genome assembly. Lineage: Eukaryota; Viridiplantae; Streptophyta; Magnoliopsida; Asterales; Asteraceae.
AUGUCUUAUUGGAUUCAGCCUGUGUAUGUUGCUGAUGUGGCAUUUGCAGUUGUCACCGCCUUGAAAGAUGAUGGUAGCAACAUGGGAAAAGUAUAUGAACUUGGUGGGCCAUAUGUGCGAGUGGUAAGAGUCUUAAAGAAUCAGCCACAGGGGCUUGUUCCCAUAGAUUAUCAUAUGGAUUCAGAUUACGCUUUAAAGAAGUAUGAUAAUGUAAGCAUGGAUCUUGUUUAUAAACAUGUUGCAUGUUCAUCUGCUGAUGGGCAUACACUUUUGGAGUCAUCUAAAACAUCUUUGGAUAAAGGCAAACUUGAAGAUGCUGUCAACUUUGGAACAAAGGGAAUUGACCAACUACGCCCUGGUAUAGGUCUUCAAGUCCAUAAACCCAAUUUACAGAACCCAAAUCAGUUUUAUUUGGCAUCACAACAACAACAGCAACACGAACAUCAACAACAACAACAAUUAUUAGCACAUGCUCAGGCACAAGGAAAACUUGGUGCAUCACCAAAUUACGGAUUUUCUAGAUUAUCAAGAGGCAAUAUAAUCAUGAAAGAUGGUCAACCGUUGAGAAACGAAGGAUCUAAUGGUAUCUUUAAGAAUGCUAAGGUGCCUCUCUUGAUCUUGUCUGUUUGUUCUAUCAAGCCUCUAAAAGAUUCUCCUGUUCUUAUGUAUUUGCCUGGGUUGGAAGGAAUUGGAACUGGCCUUGUUGUAAAUGAGAAAGCUCUUGGAAAGUGUGUUGAAUUUAGCUAA